CAAUGUGGUUCUUGGCAUUGCUGGCUUGCAUAGCAGUAACAACGCUGAUCACCAUUCAUAUGGUGCACAUCCUGCACAAACACAGCCGAAAGAGAGUUUCUUCUCCUCAUCCGCCCGGCCCUGCCGGCCACCCCAUCCUCGGCAACUUGCUCUAUGUCAUCGGCCCGCUCCGCAACAACCCACACACCACACUCGCCUCCCUCGCUCAAACCUAUGGACCCAUCUUGUCCCUCCGCCUUGGUCUGACCCGCACCAUCGUCGUGGUGUCAUCCGCCGCUGCGGCUCACGAGGCCCUUGCCAAGAAUGACACAGCGCUCGCGUCCCGGCUUGUGCCAGACACCGUCCGCGCCAUGUCGUAUGGCACGACGUCCAUGGUCUUCCUUCCAAGCUCCAACCCACUGUGGAAGCAGGACCGUGCCAUCAUGGGCGCCCACUUCUCAUCCAGUCGGGGCUUGGACACGAUCCGGCCCAUCUUGGAAUGCCAUGCAGGGUGUCUCACCGAGUACUUGAGGGCAUGCUCUCGCACCGGCAUGCCGGUCAUAAUCAGGGAGGCCGUGAACCGCACGGUCCUCAAUGUCAUAUCCAACAUCCUCUUCUCUGAGGAUGUGGUGGACUUGCACGCGCCGGGGGCCCAACCUUUCAGGGGACUUGUAGUGCCGGUUCUAGAGGAGUGGUCAAAAUCGAACGUCUCUGACGCCUUCCCAUGGCUCGCACAGAUUGACCACCUCCUCGGCUCGCGCCGCCGCAUCUCCAUACAUCUCGCCAAACUGUUCAACUUCUUUGACCAACAGAUCGUUCAACGCCAGUUAGCAAGAAAUGGCACUAGCACUAAUGGCAGUGAGAAAAACAACGACGUGCUGGACGUUCUCCUCGCGCGACACGCCAUGUCCAAGCUCACUCGGCAAGAAAUCAUCACGUUCCUAACAGAUAUGUUCAUCGCCGCAAGUGACACGAGCACGGUUACUGUGCAGUGGGCUAUGGCGCAGCUACUGCGCCACCCAGAGAAGAUGAAGAACGUGCGUAACGAGCUCGCAGCAUGCCUUGGAGUUACAUCCAGUGACUUUGUCAAGGAGAGCGACCUCGACAACCUUCCCUACCUCCAUGCCGUGGUGAAGGAGACGCUGCGGCUGCACCCAGCAGUACCAUUGAUACCACGGGAGGUGGCUGCCGACGGAGUGUCACUCGGUGGCUUCCCCAUCCCUAUCGGAACAGGGGUCGUGGUCAACUUGUGGGCAAUCGGAAGGGACCCUACGGUAUGGCCUCAACCUAACAAGUUUGUGCCUGAAAGGUUCUUGGCUGCAGGUGCAGGCGAGACCGUGCACUUUCAGGGCAAGGACGGCUCUAUCUAUAGGCCAUUUGGCGCUGGCCGGAGGGUGUGCCCUGGAAUGGACUACGCUCUGCGAUCAGUGCCUCUGCUGCUAGCCUCACUUGUCCACAAAACGGAAUGGAGACUACCUGAUGGCAUGGCACCCGAGGAUAUUGACCUCAAGGACCGCUAUGGCACUGUGCUGAAUCUUGCUACGCCACUACGUGCCGUGCCAGUGUCCACCGUGUGACGUGGAUGGUUGCUCCAACAACAUUAUCUGCCGACAUAUAUAUUUCCUAUAUAUCAAUAAUCUUGCGGACUUGUUUAAUUAUUGAGAUGCUAUUAUCUGCCGACAUAUUUAUUUUGAGAAAACAUGUAAUCUCUCCUAUACUAUUCCUAAAUUAUCUCUAGUAGAGGCUUCUACCCUUUAAGUCUUGUAA
This is a messenger RNA of Triticum aestivum (bread wheat), 1746 nucleotides long. Its product is annotated as cytochrome P450 76M5. NCBI's taxonomy places the organism in Eukaryota, Viridiplantae, Streptophyta, Magnoliopsida, Poales, Poaceae. Bases 3 to 1556 code for a protein of 517 amino acids. The transcript has 2 exons. Gene Ontology annotation, molecular function: heme binding; oxidoreductase activity, acting on paired donors, with incorporation or reduction of molecular oxygen, reduced flavin or flavoprotein as one donor, and incorporation of one atom of oxygen; iron ion binding. The record is from RefSeq and is a predicted model, not a curated record.